Scutellospora calospora is the source of this 1262-nucleotide messenger RNA. The record is from the annotation of a GenBank genome assembly. Lineage: Eukaryota; Fungi; Glomeromycota; Glomeromycetes; Diversisporales; Gigasporaceae.
UUUUACUGAUGGAACCGGGUUUGCAAUAGAACCACCGCAUAACCCUGUAAACAAUUAUACUAGUCAAGAAUUUAACGCAAUUCGAAGCGACGUUAAUAAAUUGAAUUGUGAAGCUCAAAUGAAAGCGUUAUUACGAUUUCAAGUUAAACAAAAUAAACUAAAACGUUUAGAAUUUCAUAAUACUAUUAAGGAUGAAUAUGGAGACGUUGAAAAGAAAAUUAAAGAGAGACAUGAUGAAUUGGAAUUAUUAAAAUUGUUUGGUUUUAAUAUUAAAGAAAAAAACCUUGAUAAACUAAUCAAUGAAAAUGAUGAAUUAAUUAAGAAAGAUAAAGUUGAGGAGAGCACGAAUAAAAGAAAUCAGGAUAUUGUAACUAUUGCCGAAAUUCUAAAGUAUGACAAAAAAGCUUAUGAUGAAUAUUGUUCAAAAUAUGAGUUAGAUCAAAAAUUAAGAAAACUAUCUCAACAAGGCCAAUAUGAAAGAUUAAAGAAAUUACAUUCCUUUAUUAUGGGUAAAGUGGAAGCCAUCCAGUCAAGCAGUCCAGUGACUUCAAUUAGUGAUAAUUCUCUUUAUAUGAAAACUACAAACGAGGAAAAUAAACAACAAAAUUCUACCGUUGAACAAACGUCCAAAAUCAUGGUAGAUCAAAAAAGUGAUAUCAAUAUUUCAAACAAUUCGAUAAAAAAUAAUGAUGAUUCUUCUCAACCAAACAUAUUAUCAAAAUCAACUUCUAUAUCAAUAAAAUUUAACCAAAGAAAAUUCACUGCCAAAAAAGAUAUCUUUUCUAUGGAAUGCAUUCCAAAUAAGCCAUCUUCACAAUCAAAUCAAUCAGGAAUUAAAGACAAAACUGAUCCGAACGAUAGUCCGACAUCAAGUUCUGAUAAGAGUAGGAAUACAAAUUUGAGUGAUUAUAAACAUUUUUCAAAUUCUUAUUCAAUCUCUACACCUUGGAGAGGUAGAUCUAAGUAUCCAUAUAGUUACAUUCCAAAUAGAUCAAGAACUAUUAUCGAUAGAAAUCAAGAUUAUUCGAUCUUUAGUUAUAGGAGAUCUAUUAAACCAUCUCGACCAUUUAAAAAAUUACGUUCUCCUUAUGAUAACAAAUAUCCUAGAUUGUUUUCAACUUUUCGAAGCGAAAUAAAAAGUUUUAGUCCUUCAUAUUCACAAAACAGAGUUUGGAAAAAUGAUUAUUCAGAUUCGAAAUUUUCAAGGCAUUAUUCUAGUUAUUCUAGAGAUAAAGAUUCAACUUCUACUGUUGAUAAUUCAA